GAGGCGACGGCGAGCGGGAGGAAAUGGCGGCGGCGGCGGCGGCGCCGUGCGGCCCCAGGAGGCCUGGGCUGUGACGCGCGCGCCGGAGCGGGGUCCGAUGGUUCUCGAAGGCCCGCGGCGUCCCGUGCUGCAGGUUACCUAGAGUAUGAAAUAAUACAGACUUGGAAAGUGAAAGAACUUAGAAUCAGCAUUUUGAGAGCAGAAGCUUGGGCAUGCUGUGAUUUUCCAAUAAACUGCUAUCACAAUGUCAAAAUGCAGUUCAGACAACAGCAACACAGAGAUCUCAAACAUUAAAACGUAAGCUGUGCUAGAACAAAAAUGCAAUGAAAGAGACACUGGAUGAAUGAAAAGCCCUGCUUUGCAACCCCUCAGCAUGGCAGGCCUGCAGCUCAUGACCCCUGCUUCCUCACCAAUGGGUCCUUUCUUUGGACUGCCAUGGCAACAAGAAGCAAUUCAUGAUAACAUUUAUACGCCAAGAAAAUAUCAGGUUGAACUGCUUGAAGCAGCUCUGGAUCAUAAUACCAUAGUCUGUUUAAACACUGGCUCAGGGAAGACGUUUAUCGCAGUCCUGCUCACUAAAGAGCUGUCCUAUCAGAUCAGGGGAGGCCUCAGCAGAAAUGGAAAGAGGACGGUGUUCUUGGUCAACUCUGCAAAUCAGGUUGCUCAACAAGUGUCAGCUGUCAGAACUCAUUCAGAUCUCAAGGUUGGGGAAUAUUCAAACCUAGAAGUAAACGCAUCUUGGACAAAAGAGAAAUGGAACCAAGAGUUUACUAAGCACCAGGUUCUGGUUAUGACUUGUUAUGUCGCCUUGAAUGUUUUGAAAAAUGGUUACCUAUCACUGUCAGACAUUAACCUUUUGGUGUUUGAUGAGUGUCAUCUUGCAAUCCUAGACCACCCCUAUCGAGAAAUUAUGAAGCUCUGUGAAAAUUGUCCAUCGUGUCCUCGCAUUUUGGGACUAACUGCUUCCAUUUUAAAUGGAAAAUGUGAUCCAGAGGAAUUGGAAGAGAAGAUUCAGAAACUGGAGAAAAUUCUUAAGAGCAAUGCUGAAACUGCAACUGACUUGGUGGUCUUAGACAGAUACACUUCUCAGCCAUGUGAGAUUGUGGUAGAUUGUGGACCAUUUACUGACAGAAGUGGACUUUAUGAAAGACUGCUGAUGGAAUUAGAAGAAGCACUUAAUUUUAUCAAUGACUGUAACAUAUCUGUACAUUCAAAAGAGAGAGAUUCUACUUUAAUUUCUAAACAGAUACUAUCAGACUGUCGUGCAGUGUUGGUAGUUCUGGGACCCUGGUGUGCAGAUAAGGUAGCUGGAAUGAUGGUAAGAGAACUGCAGAAAUACAUCAAGCAUGAACAAGAGGAGCUGCACAGGAAAUUUUUAUUGUUUACAGACACUUUCCUAAGGAAAAUACAUGCACUAUGUGAAGAGCACUUCUCACCUGCCUCACUUGACCUGAAGUUUGUAACUCCAAAAGUAAUAAAACUGCUUGAAAUCUUACGCAAAUAUAAACCAUAUGAGCGACAGCAGUUUGAAAGCGUUGAGUGGUAUAAUAAUAGAAAUCAGGAUAAUUAUGUGUCUUGGAGUGAUUCUGAGGAUGAUGAUGAGGAUGAAGAAAUUGAGGAAAAAGAAAAGCCAGAGACAAAUUUUCCUUCUCCAUUUACCAAUAUUUUAUGUGGGAUUAUUUUUGUGGAGAGAAGAUAUACAGCAGUUGUCUUAAACAGAUUGAUAAAGGAAGCUGGCAAACAAGAUCCAGAGUUGGCUUAUAUCAGCAGCAAUUUUAUAACUGGACAUGGCAUUGGAAAGAAUCAGCCUCGUAACAAACAGAUGGAAGCAGAAUUCAGAAAACAGGAAGAGGUUCUUAGGAAAUUUCGAGCACACGAGACCAAUCUGCUUAUUGCAACAAGUAUUGUAGAAGAAGGUGUUGAUAUACCAAAAUGCAACUUGGUGGUUCGUUUUGAUUUGCCCACAGAGUAUCGAUCCUACGUUCAGUCUAAGGGAAGAGCAAGGGCACCAAUCUCUAAUUAUGUAAUGUUAGCAGACACCGACAAAAUAAAAAGCUUUGAAGAAGACCUGAAAACUUACAAAGCUAUUGAAAAGAUCUUGAGAAACAAAUGUUCCAAGUCAGUUGAUGCUGGUGAGACUGAUGUUGAGCCUGUGGUGGAUGAUGAUGAUGAUGAUGUUUUCCCACCAUAUGUGCUGAGGCCUGAUGAUGGGGGUCCAAGAGUCACAAUCAACACAGCCAUUGGACAUAUCAACAGAUACUGUGCUAGAUUACCAAGUGAUCCGUUUACUCAUCUAGCUCCUAAAUGUAGAACCCGAGAAUUGCCUGAUGGUACAUUUUAUUCAACUCUUUAUCUGCCGAUUAACUCACCUCUUCGAGCCUCCAUUGUUGGUCCACCAAUGAACUGUGUACGAUUAGCUGAGAGAGUUGUAGCUCUCAUUUGCUGUGAAAAACUGCACAAAAUUGGUGAACUGGAUGACCAUUUGAUGCCGGUUGGGAAAGAGACUGUUAAAUAUGAAGAAGAGCUUGAUUUACAUGAUGAAGAAGAAACCAGUGUUCCAGGAAGGCCAGGUUCCACAAAACGAAGACAGUGCUACCCCAAAGCAAUUCCAGAAUGUUUGAGGGGUAGUUAUCCCAAACCUGAUCAAUCCUGUUACCUGUAUGUGAUAGGAAUGGCUUUAACUACUCCUUUACCUGACGAACUCAACUUCAGAAGGCGGAAGCUCUAUCCGCCUGAGGAUACCACAAGAUGCUUUGGAAUACUGACAGCCAAACCCAUACCUCAGAUUCCACACUUUCCUGUGUAUACUCGCUCUGGAGAGGUUACCAUAUCUAUUGAGUUGAAGAAGUCUGGUUUCACGUUGUCUCUACAAAUGCUAGAAUUGAUUACAAGACUUCAUCAGUAUAUAUUUUCACAUAUUCUUCGGCUUGAAAAACCUGCACUAGAAUUUAAACCUACAGACGCUGAUUCAGCAUACUGUGUUCUACCUCUUAAUGUCGUUAAUGACUCCAGCACUUUGGACAUUGACUUUAAAUUCAUGGAAGAUAUUGAGAAAUCUGAAGCUCGCAUAGGCAUUCCCAGUACAAAGUAUUCAAAAGAAACACCCUUUGUUUUUAAAUUAGAAGAUUACCAGGAUGCAGUUAUCAUUCCAAGGUAUCGCAAUUUUGAUCAGCCUCAUCGAUUUUAUGUAGCUGAUGUGUACACUGAUCUUACUCCACUCAGUAAAUUUCCUUCCCCUGAAUAUGAAACUUUUGCAGAAUAUUAUAAAACAAAGUAUAACCUUGACCUGACCAAUCUUAACCAGCCGCUGCUGGAUGUGGACCACACAUCUUCAAGACUUAAUCUUUUGACACCACGCCAUUUGAAUCAGAAAGGGAAAGCUCUUCCUCUAAGCAGUGCUGAAAAGAGGAAAGCCAAAUGGGAAAGUCUGCAGAAUAAACAGAUAUUGGUUCCAGAACUCUGUGCUAUACAUCCAAUUCCAGCAUCACUUUGGAGAAAAGCAGUUUGUCUCCCCAGCAUACUUUAUCGCCUUCACUGCCUUUUGACUGCGGAGGAGCUAAGAGCCCAGACAGCCAGUGAUGCUGGCGUGGGAGUCAGAGCACUUCCUGCAGAUUUUAGAUACCCUAACUUAGACUUCGGGUGGAAAAAAUCUAUCGACAGCAAAUCUUUCAUCUCAGUUUCUAACUCCUCCUCAGCUGAAAAUGAUAAUUACUGUAAGCACAGCACAAUUGUAGUCCCUGAAAAUGCUGCACAUCAAGGUGCUAAUAGAACCUCCUCUCUAGAAAAUCAUGACCAAAUGUCUGUGAACUGCAGAACAUUAUUCAGUGAGUCACCUGGUAAGCUCCAAAUUGAAGUUUCAACAGAUCUUACAGCAAUUAAUGGUCUUUCUUACAAUAAAAAUCUUGCCAAUGGCAGUUAUGAUUUAGCUAACAGAGACUUUUUCCAAGGAAAUCAGCUGAAUUACUACAAGCAGGAAAUACCUGUACAACCAACUACCUCAUAUCCCAUUCAGAAUUUAUACAAUUACGAGAACCAGCUCAAGCCCAGCGAUGAAUGUACUCUACUGAGUAAUAAAUACCUUGAUGGAAACGCUAACACAUCUACCUCAGAUGGAAGUCCCAUGCUGGCCGUGCUGCCCGGGCCUACGGAAGCUGUCAGAGUGCACAAGGACAGGCUGGCUUCUGAGCAGAGCCCUUCUGUUGGGUACUCCCCCAGGACCCUGGGCCCAAACCCUGGACUAAUUCUUCAGGCUUUGACCCUUUCAAAUGCUAGUGAUGGAUUUAACCUGGAGCGGCUCGAAAUGCUUGGUGACUCCUUUUUAAAGCAUGCCAUCACCACCUAUCUAUUUUGCACUUACCCUGAUGCUCAUGAGGGCCGCCUUUCAUAUAUGAGAAGCAAAAAGGUCAGCAACUGUAAUCUGUAUCGCCUUGGAAAAAAGAAGGGCCUGCCCAGCCGCAUGGUGGUGUCCAUAUUCGAUCCCCCUGUGAAUUGGCUUCCUCCAGGUUAUAUAGUAAAUCAAGACAAGAGUAACACAGAUAAAUGGGAAAAAGAAGAAAUGACAAAAGAGUGCAUGUUGGCUAAUGGCAAACUGGACGAGGACGACGAGGAGGAGGAGGAAGAGGAGGAGGAGGAGGAGGACCUGCUGUGGAGAGCUCCAAAGGAGGAGGCCGAUUAUGAAGAUGAUUUCCUGGAGUAUGAUCAGGAACAUAUCAAAUUUAUAGAUAACAUGUUAAUGGGAUCAGGAGCUUUUGUAAAGAAAAUUUCUCUUUCUCCUUUUUCAACCACUGACUCUGCCUAUGAAUGGAAAAUGCCCAAAAAAUCCUCCCUAGGUAGUAUGCCAUUUUCAUCAGAUUUUGAGGAUUUUGACUAUAGCUCUUGGGAUGCAAUGUGCUAUCUGGAUCCUAGCAAAGCUGUUGAAGAGGAUGACUUUGUGGUGGGGUUCUGGAAUCCAUCAGAAGAAAACUGUGGUGUUGACACAGGAAAACAGUCCAUUUCUUACGACCUGCACACUGAGCAGUGUAUAGCUGACAAAAGCAUAGCGGACUGUGUGGAGGCCCUGCUGGGCUGCUACUUAACCAGCUGUGGCGAGAGGGCUGCUCAGCUUUUCCUCUGUUCAUUGGGGCUGAAGGUGCUCCCGGUAAUUAAACGGACUGAUCGGGAAAGUGCCGUGCACCCGACGAGGCAGAAUUUCAACAGCCAACAAAAGACUCUUUCAGCGAGCUGUGCUCCUGCUUCUGUAGCCAGUUCACACUCUUCUGUAUUCAAAGACUUGGAAUAUGGUUGUUUGAAGAUUCCACCAAGAUGUAUGUUUGAUCAUCCUGAUGCAGAUAAAACACUGAAUCACCUUAUAUCGGGUUUUGAAAAUUUUGAAAAGAAAAUCAACUACAGUUUCAAGAAUAAGGCUUACCUUCUCCAGGCAUUUACACAUGCCUCCUACCACUACAAUACCAUUACUGAUUGUUACCAGCGCUUAGAAUUCCUGGGAGAUGCGAUUUUGGACUACCUCAUAACCAAGCACCUUUAUGAAGACCCGCGGCAGCAUUCCCCAGGGGUCCUGACUGACCUGCGAUCCGCUCUGGUCAAUAACACCAUCUUUGCGUCAUUGGCUGUAAAGUAUGACUACCACAAGUACUUUAAAGCUGUUUCUCCCGAGCUGUUCCACGUCAUUGAUGAUUUUGUGCAGUUUCAGCUUGAGAAGAAUGAAAUGCAAGGAAUGGAUUCUGAGAAAUAUUUGCUAAUAUCUCAGCUUAGGAGAUCUGAGGAAGAUGAAGAGAAAGAAGAGGAUAUUGAAGUUCCCAAGGCCAUGGGGGAUAUUUUUGAGUCGCUUGCUGGUGCCAUUUACAUGGAUAGUGGCAUGUCACUGGAGAUGGUUUGGCAGGUGUACUAUCCUAUGAUGCGACCGCUAAUAGAAAAAUUUUCUGCCAAUGUGCCCCGUUCCCCUGUGCGAGAAUUGCUUGAAAUGGAACCAGAAACUGCCAAAUUUAGCCCGGCUGAGAGAACUUACGAUGGCAAGGUCAGAGUCACUGUGGAAGUAGUAGGAAAGGGGAAGUUUAAAGGUGUUGGCCGAAGUUACAGGAUUGCCAAAUCUGCAGCAGCAAGAAGAGCCCUUCGAAGCCUCAAAGCUAAUCAGCCUCAGGUUCCCAACAGCUGAAACCCCUUUUUAAAAUAAAAUAAAUUUUUACAAAAGGCAGAUUUAAGGGAGGAAAUAUUUGAAUUGAAAAGAGUGACUUUAAAGUCGAUAUUGAGCUGUUGAGUGGAAUGAAUUGAAGACAGAAUUUAAAGUUUGAUAACAAGAUAGAUAACAGAAUAAAACAUUUAACAUAUGUAUAAAAAUUUUGGAACUAAUUGUAGUUUUAGUUUUUUGCGCAAACACAAUCUUGUCUUCUUUCCUUGCUUCUGCUUUGUUUAAAUCACAAGAGUGCUUUAAUGAUGACAUUUAGCAAGUGUUCAAAAUGAUUAUUGACAGGUUUUUCUUUCUUUCUUUUUUUUUUUUAAUUUCCAUCAGCUUUGCUUAGUGUUAGAAGGCCAAGGAGCUUAAUCUAAAACAAUCCCUAGAUUUACGUAGAGUACUCUUAAAUUCCCUCAGUCUGUGCAGUGGUGCCAGGCCGACAGUAGGUGACAAGGCGAAUAGACGGAUCUGGUUUGCGAGAGAAGCAGUGUGCCAGUGAUGUCUUCUCUUUCCAUGCUGUGUUGUGUGAGGUGAUGCUCCCGACCACUGUGGCAUUUAAUAGUCAGGGACAGAUUUUUGGAUUAACAUCAACUCGCAUGUCGGGGAAUCAAAUUUUAGUUUUCUUAUGCCACAUAGUCUUGCAUAAAACAGAUUCUUGCCUUAAAAGUAAAACCCUCAUGGAUCGAUUUUAAUUUGUGAUCUUUUUGGAACAAACUAUUUUACAUUCCCUUCAUUUUAUUAUGCAUUAGAUGUUAAGACAGCGUGGUAUUUACAGCUCACUAGAAUAGUUGUAACUUAUUACAGUAGUAUACUAGACUUUCUGUCAUGUGUGUACUGAAGACAUUUAAAAAACCAGAAUAUGUAGUCUAUGGAUUUUUUAAAAAACACCGUAAUAAAAAUGGUCUUUGGCUAAAUACCCCAGUUUUCCUGAAAACCUGCUAGGUAGUUAUGCUGAUGGGAAGUUUAUGGCAAAUAAUUUUGCCUUAUAGGCUGUUGUUCUAACAAAAUAAACCUUAGACAUAUCACCUAAAUAUGCUGCAGAUUUUAUAAUUGAUUGGUUACUUAUUUAAGGAAGCAAAACAGAGCACCUUUACCCUUAGUCUUCUCUUAUGAGUUUCUUACUGUACUUUGCGCAGUUGUGUGUGCAUAUUUCACCUACCCAUGCUGGGCUCCUAAUGUGUGGAAGUUUAAUGUUGUGAUAAACUGCCAUAAUUUUGAUACAUCUGUGAUUUAGGUCAUGAAUUUAGAUAAACUAGCUCAUUGUUUCCAUCUUUGGAAAGGGAAAAAAAAAAAGACAUUUUUAGGCAUUAGCCUAAGUUUCUUAGCUAGACGUGUAGGCACUCUUCACUUAAAUACCUCAGUUCUUCUUUCCUUUCGCAUGCAUUUUCCCCCUGUUUGGUGCUAUGUUUAUGUAUUAUGCUUGAAAUUUUAAUUUUUUUUUUUUUGCACUGUAACUAUAAUACCUCUUAAUUUACCUUUUUAAAAGUUGUGGGUCAGUCUUGCACUCCCACCAAAAUACUAGUAGAGGUUUGCUGCAGUUUGCCCCAUUAAUUAUGCUUGAAGUUUAAAAAAGCUGAGCAGAGGUGUCUAAGAUUUUCCAGCACAUUAUUCUGAACUUGAUGCUUCAUGAAGUGCUUCACUUAUGUUUUAAAUUACAAUUGAAUACUGUACUCUGGCUUUAUCUGCACCUCCCACCCCUAAAGAAACACCUCUCUGCUUGUGCACACACAGAAGUCUCUCAGCUCCAGCUUUCUAAGGUCACCUGAGUGAGGGGCAGAUUAAGCUUCUCCAACAUUAAAUUUAAAUUAAGACCUGAAUUACUAAAUGAAUUUUUGUUAACAGAUUAGGUGGACUUGUUUUUAAAAUAUUUAAUUCUGAUUUGAAACCUUAGGUUUCUGUUUACUUUUUGAAAAAUCUCAAUGUAUGAUAUCAUGGCAAGUUAAACCAAGCAAUUCUUGGAUUAUAUAACUGUAAACAUGUACAGUUAACAAGUCAGACUGGAUAUGAAUUUUAUUUGUGAGGGUGAUUUGUAAAAAAGUUAUAUCACAAAUCUUGAUAAUUUAUAAACUACCUGAUGCCAAGAAUGGAGGGUUUUGCAUCACAUCUAAUGCCCUAAUACCAAUGCUGAGGGGUUCUUUUGCCUCUUGGCGCCAAAAUCAGAUUGUUUCAGUUAUAGUUCCCAUUGGGAGAAAAAUGCCUCAAUAUAUUUUGUAACUGUAGGAAGAGUAUUUUUUGUUAAUACUAACAAGUCCAGACUUGGAUACGAUUAGGUUGUACAUUCUCAGGGGUUCCAAUUGCCUGCUACCAUUCGAAAUGUUUUUAUCAACAGCAAAUUUUAGCUAUUUCAUUUUUUUUGUUGGAGAAAAAAAGUGGACUCUUAAUUUGUGACUCACAUUUUGAAGAAUUCUACAAUCCCUGGAUACUAAGUUAAAAAACAAAAAAGAUGAGUUAGACAUAUGAAGUGGUUAUGAACAGUUUUGUGCUGCUGAUUUUUAAUGCUGUAAACUUUUCCCUGGUUUAGCUUGUUGAGACGUUUUGCAUCUAUCAGUUAAGGGAAAAAAAAAAGUCACCCUGUAUGUUGUCCCUCUUUACGACUGUGUGUGUCAUCCUUUUGUUCCUGUGAUUGCAAUGUGAGUGUAACACGCAGAACCUCCUAGUGGGGAGGGGGCAGGAGUGUGCUGAAAGCACGCGUGGGAAAGAAUGGUGGGGUGAAUCUUGAAAAGCAACUGCAGAAGUUCCUUAUGCUGAUUGUGUGGAGGUUAGUUGGCAUGAACCUUCAUUGUAAAUGUUUUUAUUUCUUUUAUAAUGUCCUUUUAGCAGUCCUAACUCUGCUGCGUUUUGUAAUAGCUUUUUUCCCCUCUGUUCUGUUCAUGGAGCACAGAUAAGCACUGCACUUGGUACAUGCUUUACCUCAUUUCAAGGAAAAUAUGCUUAACUGAGAGGAAAAAUGUGGUUUGGCCUUGCUGCUGUUUUGAUUUACCGAAUUUGAAAAAGAUAAUUAUAAUGCCUGCAAUGUGUCAUAUACUUGCACAACUUAAAUAGGUUAUUUUUGUCUGUGGCAUUUUUACUGUUCUGUGAAAGUAUGACAGAGUUGUGAACUGAACUCUUAAUUAUGUUUCAAAAAUGUUUGUUACAUUUUUUUCUUUUACAUUAUGUGAAGUGAUUAAAUUUAGAAUGACCUCUAACACUCCUGUAAUUAUCUUUUAAAAUACUAAUAUUUUUACUUUCUUAAUAAUAGCUUUCCCUCAGAAAGAUUCAAAUACCUGCCUAAAUAGCAAGAGAAUUGAGGCUUUGGUUCUGUUGGUUCAGUUUGUAAAUGCAAUUAUUCACUCAACUGUCAGCCAUUUCAGUCAUUCCCCACAGUCUGAAUGCUGAGUGCAGAGCACUCGAAGUCCAGACCUGCCACAGUUCAGUCUUCAGGCCCAGUUGAUUUAAAACGUUGUAUCUUGCUCUGUUAGGGUAGCUAAUCCUUUUACACAAAAUUAAAGCCACCAGACCAAGACCUUGAUGUCUUCAUUUAAACUGCAUCUGAAAUUAUGUUAGAGCUCGUCUUUACCCCGUUUGCAUGAUCUGCAGAGAAGAAAUUCAGUGUCAUGUUUAUUACCUUAAGGUUAUUUUAAUUACAUUCAAAUAGGUAUAUUUUUUCAACCACUGAUUACUUUUCAGGAAUUUAAUUGUUUCCAAAUAAACUUCUUUAUUUUAUAUUGUACAUGAAAAGUUUUUAAGCUAUGUUUAAGACCAAGGAUAUUAAAAUGAUUAUAAAGUUGUUGGGGAUGCCAGGAGCACUAUCUAGGGAAUUGGCAUGGAGUCCAUUAGCGGUGAAAAUGAGCUUUCCAAACUAAUGGUAAAUAAAAAUAUUUUAAUCAUUAAUUGUUCUUUUUUCCUAGUUCAUUUUUAUUUGGACGUCAGCAAGACAAUUUAAAUUUUAUGGACAUACUCAGAAUUCACUGUAGUAGCAGGUUGCAUUGCAAAAAUGCAAAGGUGAACAGGAAGUAAAAUUUCUGGUUUUUCUGCUGUAAAUAGAGUGAAGGAAAAUGACUAAAAUUGAGUGAAAUUAACAAAUAUAAUUUGAUUGACAAUAAAAUACUUACCAUCUCAUGCUGCCACUGUUUUCUUUAAAGAACAUGAUGUAAUUCAUCCCUCCAGUCAUUGUGCUGCAGAAAUGUGCAGUCUGCACCUGAUGGGCCACCAUUUCCUUGCGUCGUUUUUUGUAAUAUUCAUAGCCAAGUGAAUCUCCAAUAAAGUUAUGGUCUGUUCA
Molecule: messenger RNA, 10427 nt
Organism: Choloepus didactylus (southern two-toed sloth)
Lineage: Eukaryota; Metazoa; Chordata; Mammalia; Pilosa; Megalonychidae
Gene: DICER1
Product: dicer 1, ribonuclease III
Exons: 30
Coding region: 344-6151 (1935 amino acids)
Biological process (GO): apoptotic DNA fragmentation; pre-miRNA processing; siRNA processing
Cellular component (GO): cytoplasm; nucleus; RISC complex
Molecular function (GO): deoxyribonuclease I activity; ribonuclease III activity; RNA binding
Source: RefSeq, a predicted model, not a curated record